GCAAGGCAAUUACAGCGGAAGUCCGUUAACGUGACGGCAAAAUUUGACAUUACAAAUCUACUUUACGUAAACAUUACAAUAACAUUUCACUUGUUUUAAUUAUAUUUAAAAUAAUUAUAUCUACGUAAUCCGGUUCAAAGAUUAUUAAAGAAAAAAAUUUAGAUGAAACUUAAAAAUAAUACACGCAUUGCGUCAUAUUCUAUUGCAGUUUAAGACUGUUUAUCUCUGGCGUCUUUGAAUAUCUCUCGCGUAUUGAUAUCUUUACAUUAAUACAUCAAAAGACUAGUUUGACAAUCGGAAAAAAAGAAAUUUUAGUAAGUAGUGAAUAUAUGUAUACAAAUCAUUAGAGAAUAAAAAAUUGUUGUUUUUAUCUAUUACACAUAACCUUAAAUCGGCAUCCAGAGUAUUAUUCUAUUGUCAAUAAUAUAGUUGCAGUGAAACUGGUAAUAAUGGCUUUUGAAAAAUCGUGGGAUAUUAUUAAACAAACCGCUGAUAAGAAUAAACAUCAAUUAGUUCUAACAGGUCAAUCGAUUUCUCAAUUGAUCGCUGAAAAUGGUCUAGAUAAGACGCUUUUUGAUCUUGAGAACUUAAAUUACUUAAACAUAAACAAUACAUGUCUUCAAGAAAUACCUGAAGAAAUUGAAAAGUUACAAAAUCUUACUGCAUUGGUAUUAUAUUCUAAUAAGAUUGAUAAACUUCCUGCAUCAAUUGAAAAAUUAACCAAAUUGAAAUUUCUUAAUUGUUCGCAAAAUAAACUGACUUCUCUACCAGAUGCGAUUGGAAAUUUUCCUCAAUUGAGCAGCCUUAACUUUGGCACAAAUUUAUUACAAUCUAUACCAUGUCAAAGAAAAAAUCUUAAAUUGACUACCUUAGAUUUGUCUAAUAAUAAUCUACAAGUGUUUCCUGAUGUAUGUUAUACUGAAUUGAUUCAUCUUUGUGAAAUCUAUGUAAAUAUGAAUCAGAUAAAAGAUAUUCCUGAGCAAAUAUCUCGUUUGCAAGUUUUAAGAGUUUUAAACAUAGCUGAUAAUCUGCUUACAGCUGUUCCUGGUGAACUAGCAGAUUGUCAUAAAUUGAAAGAAUUGAAUCUAAAAAACAAUUAUCUGGCAGAUAAAAGAUUAUUAAAAUUAGUUGAUCAGUGUCAUUCAAAGCAAGUACUUGAAUAUAUAAAGCAACAUUGUCCGAAACUAAAUCCUACUGCUGUUGACAUUACAAGUAAAUCAAAAAAAGGGAAAAAAGGACAUAAAUUGUCUGAAAAUGAAAAUAUUACAGCACAGAUAGAUGCUUUGGCGCAUAAAUUAAAAAUAUUGAGAACAUCAGAUAGUACCUUAUCAAUAAAAUUCACAGAACAUGUAAAAAAUGUUAGACCUUACAUAAUAGCAUGUAUUGUAAAAAAUUUAGUGUUCACAGAGGACACAUUUAAAAAAUUUAUACAAUUACAAACAAAAUUACAUGAUGGAAAAUGUGGAAAAAGAAAUAUUGCUACAAUAGCCACUCAUGAUUUAAAUGCAAUUGUACCAGGUGAUUUAACAUAUACAGCAAAGCCACCUUUAGAAUUAGAAAUUAAACCAUUAAUGAGGAAUAAAACUUACACUGGAACAGAAUUAUUUCAGCAAUUACAAAAAGAGGCUGAUAAUUUGCGUAAAGAAAAAAAGAGAAGUGUAUAUUCUAGUAUACAUAAAUAUUUGUAUUUACUUGAAGGUAAAGCACUUUUUCCGUGUCUUGUAGACAAUCAAGAACAAGUUAUAUCUUUUCCACCAAUUACUAAUAGUGAUUUAACAAAGAUGUCACCAACUACAAAAGAUAUGUUAAUAGAAGUAACAAGUGCUAUAUCAUAUCAAGUUUGCAGAAAUGUACUGGAUCAACUUUUAAAAGAAUUAGUUACCACAGGCAUUGGUUGUGCACCUUCAGAUAAUGAAAAUAAUUUAUACUAUAGUUUACAAAUAGAGCAAGUUAAAGUAGUUGACAUAGAAGGUAAUCUAAAAGUUGUAUAUCCCUCAAGAGCAGAUUUAAAUUUUAAAGAAGAUAAUAUUAUUGCUUUACGAGAUUAAUAUAUUACAUUUUAUUAUUAUUAUCUACAUAACAUGACAACUCUCUUUGUUACUGAUCUAAGAUAUAAGAAAUUUGUUAUUUUAAGUUGUAGGUUUUGAAGCACAAAUUCAUUAUUAUUAUUAUUUUUACUAAGCAACCUUCAAUUUAAUAAUAGAAAAGAUUCUUACAUAAAUGAUGUAAAAAGUAGUUUGUUUGAUUAUUUGUGUUUGUGUAUAAGAUGUGUUAAUAAGAUGUGUUCAUAAGAAACUGUCACUUACAAAAUAUAUUCAUUUAACUAAGAAAUUUGUAGUAAGUUUGAGUUAAGAGUAAAUUUUCCUGCGAAAUUUUCAAAAAAUCGCUUUUUUUAACAUAUUUUGAUUGUAUAACAUUGUGAGAGUAUAUUAGAAAAAUUUAAAAAAGAUAUUCGUGAAGAUAAAAAUUCUACAGUCAUAAUAAUUUUAAUUUAAAUGCGUUUUUCUCGAAAUACAGUUUUUCAAACGGCAUACAUGAUUUAUUAUUAGAAAAACUAUUUGAUUGAUUUCAAAAGUUCUUUAUGUAUUCUAUUUGUAAUUACAUUUUCUAUGAUAUGACUUACAAUCAAAAUGUUAAAAUAUAUAUUAAUAAAUACCAAAAUGUUAAGUGCGUAUAAUUGUUCUUUUUUUUGAAAUCCAUAAAAAUAUCAUGUGUCUACAUGAGAAUGUACCCUUAAUUGUAUUUGUAUUAUUUAAAUAUUCAUUGUAUUCAAGUUUAAUAGUUUCUUUAAAUAUGUAUUUUUCUCAAGUAAUUUAAAAAAAUAAAUUCAAAUAAGAAAAAUACCCGCCAUUUUAGAUAGUGACCAACUAGCGACACUGGCGCUACUCUAUAGCAAUUUAUCUUGUCACGGGUACGCAGAAUUUUCACUUGUUUUUAUAAAUAUUGUACAUUACUUCAGAUAUUUCAAUCAUAGUGAAAAAAUAUCAUCCAUGCUAAAGGAUUCCCCAUUUCGUAUGACAUUUAGUGAAUAUAUCUAAAAUUUCAUUGUGUUAAGUAUUAUUCUUACUAAAAAACUUGUGCCAAUUUUGUUAACUUUACUAACAUGCGCGAGUGUUUGAAGUAAAAGAACAUGGCGCCCAAACAUGACUGGUCAUGACGGAGAAUGAAAGCGAGAGUUUUGAGUUUGCUUUAAGAUGUUCCUGACGUUCCUUCUGAUCAAUUAUACUCAUGUUGAUACAAGAUACAUAUCCAUGCAAAAUUGAGAUUGCAGACUUGACUAUUGCAACUGGAGCUGAGAGAUACAUCAGUAUCCUAUACAAUCCUACACCAGCCACUGUAAUAUUUUAUAUAAACAUUUAACUUUACAUUAUAACAUGUGAUUAUAAUUCAAAGUAGUACUCAAUGCUAUUAUAUAUAGUUAUCUGUAUAAAAAUGUUACUUACAAAUGGGUCCUUCGGUGAAGUAAAGAAGAUAUAAGGUA
Messenger RNA from Vespa crabro (European hornet), 3481 nucleotides. Its product is annotated as leucine-rich repeat-containing protein 47-like. NCBI's taxonomy places the organism in Eukaryota, Metazoa, Arthropoda, Insecta, Hymenoptera, Vespidae. The record is from RefSeq and is a predicted model, not a curated record. Gene Ontology annotation, molecular function: phenylalanine-tRNA ligase activity; RNA binding; protein binding. The transcript is spliced from 5 exons. Gene Ontology annotation, biological process: phenylalanyl-tRNA aminoacylation. Bases 450 to 2048 code for a protein of 532 amino acids.